Messenger RNA from Theobroma cacao (cacao), 2733 nucleotides. It is a transcript of the gene STT3B, whose product is annotated as staurosporin and temperature sensitive 3-like b. Gene Ontology annotation, cellular component: membrane. The record is from RefSeq and is a predicted model, not a curated record. Lineage: Eukaryota; Viridiplantae; Streptophyta; Magnoliopsida; Malvales; Malvaceae. Gene Ontology annotation, molecular function: oligosaccharyl transferase activity.
UAUCAGAACUCAGAACUACUAGACUAGACUGCAGCAACAAGAAGUAUAGAUCAGUAAAAAUUCCAGUGUUCUGCAAGGGUUUUGAGUUCUCGUUCUAACACUCCUUUCCCUUUCUAAACCCACAAAAUCCAAACAAUUAUCAGUCUCCAUUUACUUUUCAUGAUCCUUUAAAACCAAACCCAAGUAAUUUUCUUAAAACCCCCCAAAAUCUGCAGCAAGCAACCAUGUCGAGCAUGAUCUCAUCAGAUCUACUAAAACCCUUCAAACUCAAAACAAAGCAACAAGAACUCCUGAUCCGGGUCUCAAUCCUCUGCCUCGUCUACAUCUUAGCCUUCAUCACCCGUCUCUUCUCCGUCCUCCGGUAUGAAUCCAUGAUCCAUGAAUUCGACCCUUACUUCAAUUACCGUACCACCCUGUACCUUACCCAAAAUGGCUUCUACGAUUUCUGGAACUGGUUCGACUCCGAAAGCUGGUACCCUUUAGGCCGAAUUAUUGGCGGCACUCUUUAUCCUGGCCUCAUGGUUACCGCUGCCCUCAUUUAUCGCCUCCUCCAUUUCCUUCGUUUCGCCGUCCAUAUCCGCGAAGUCUGCGUUUUAACAGCUCCGUUUUUCGCUUCGAAUACGACCCUCGUUGCUUAUUUCUUCGGCAAAGAAAUUUGGGAUUCCGGCGCUGGGCUUGUUGCUGCAAUAUUGAUUGCUGUUUGUCCCGGUUACAUAUCCAGGUCCGUGGCCGGUUCUUAUGAUAAUGAAGGAGUUGCCAUUUUCGCUUUACUCUUCACGUUUUAUUUAUUCGUGAAGGCCGUUAAUACGGGAUCGUUGGCUUGGGGAUUGGCUUCGGCGUUCGGUUACUUUUACAUGGUUUCAGCUUGGGGAGGAUAUGUUUUUAUUAUUAACUUGAUCCCGCUUUAUGUGCUGGUGCUUUUGAUUACUGGGAGAUAUUCCAUGCGGCUGUAUGUUGCCUAUAAUUGCAUGUAUAUUUUGGGAAUGUUGCUGGCAAUGCAGAUUCGGUUUGUUGGGUUUCAACAUGUACAAUCUGGAGAACAUAUGGCUGCCAUGGGCGUCUUCUUCUUGAUGCAGGUUUUCUACUUCUUAGAUUGGGUGAAGCACAUGCUUAGUGACACAAAAUUGUUUCAAGCUUUUUUGAAGAUCACUGUGACCUUUGCAGUUGCUGUGGGAGCUGUUGCUUUGGGAGUAGGCAUGGUAUCUGGCUAUAUUUCACCAUGGACAGGAAGAUUUUACUCUUUGCUGGAUCCAACAUAUGCCAAGGAUCACAUCCCCAUCAUUGCAUCUGUCUCUGAGCAUCAGCCAACAGCUUGGUCAUCUUUCAUGUUUGAUUUCCACAUUCUACUUUUCCUUUUCCCAGCUGGUCUUUACUUCUGCUUCAAGCGGUUGUCAGAUGCCACUAUAUUUAUUGUCAUGUAUGGUCUUACAAGCUUGUAUUUUGCUGGUGUUAUGGUUCGGUUGAUUCUUGUUGCUACACCUGCAGUUUGCCUUAUUAGUGCUAUUGCUGUUUCUGCCACUGUAAAGAAUUUGACUGUGCUGUUGAGGUCAAAGAACAAGGUUGUCCAGACUGGUUCCACUAAAGGAACUAGCAGCGGAAAGGCCUCCUCUAAGGCUUCACUUGAUCAAUCCCAGCCUUUCCAGAAAAAUGGUGCUAUGGCAUUGCUCUUUGGUGCUUUUUACUUGCUCAGUAAGUAUGCUACCCACUGUACAUGGGUCACUUCGGAGGCAUACUCAUCUCCUUCAAUUGUGCUGGCUGCAAGAGGUGCCCAUGGGAAUAGAGUUAUCUUUGAUGAUUAUCGUGAGGCAUACUUUUGGCUUCGACAAAAUACUCCUCCGGAUGCUAAGGUGAUGUCUUGGUGGGAUUAUGGGUAUCAAAUCACUGCCAUGGGAAACAGAACUGUUAUUGUUGACAACAACACUUGGAAUAAUACACAUAUUGCUACUGUUGGGCGUGCAAUGUCAUCUUAUGAAGAUGAGGCGUAUGAGAUAAUGAGAUCACUCGAUGUGGAUUAUGUAUUAGUUGUCUUUGGAGGUGUUACUGGUUAUUCUUCUGAUGAUAUUAACAAGUUUUUGUGGAUGGUUAGAAUUGGAGGUGGAGUAUUCCCUGUAAUCAGGGAACCUGAUUACCUUGUUAAUGGUGAAUAUCGUGUUGACAAAGGUGCAGCUCCUAAAAUGUUGAAUUGCCUUAUGUACAAGCUAUCUUACUAUCGAUUUGGAGAGCUGGUAACUGAAUAUGGCAGACCUCCUGGUUAUGAUCGUGCACGAGGAGUGGAAAUUGGAAAUAAAGACAUUAAACUCGAGCACUUGGAAGAGGCAUUUACGACAUCUAACUGGAUAGUUCGUAUUUAUAAAGUCAAACCACCAAACAAUAGGUGGUGAGAGUUUCUGCUUGCACACUCUUGGCGGCUCUUGGAAAAAAAGGAAACAUGGUAGUUGUAAUUGUGCUUGAGUCUUGGAAUAUAGAUUUAGCUGUAGCAACAAAUCAUCAUAUGAUCUUGAGACUUGAGUUGGUGGCAAUGUUGAAGGCUAUUAGGUUUUGUAGAACCCAUUUUGUUUUUUUGGUCAACUUUUAGAACCCAUUUUUGCAGAUUUGUUAUGGGCAUCCCUUUUCACCUUUUUAGUUAUUUAUGCAUCAUAUCAAACCAUAAACUGUCAUUCAGAUCAUUGAUUGUUUCACACUUUGUAACUGAGUUUCUAUGGAAAGGUCAAGAAAUGAAUGUUUUAGUCUCAA